This is a messenger RNA of Mustela erminea (ermine), 3656 nucleotides long. It is a transcript of the gene KLC1, whose product is annotated as kinesin light chain 1. Lineage: Eukaryota; Metazoa; Chordata; Mammalia; Carnivora; Mustelidae. Bases 117 to 2030 code for a protein of 637 amino acids. The transcript is spliced from 16 exons. Gene Ontology annotation, biological process: axo-dendritic transport. Gene Ontology annotation, cellular component: membrane-bounded organelle; kinesin complex; cytoplasm. Gene Ontology annotation, molecular function: kinesin binding. The record is from RefSeq and is a predicted model, not a curated record.
CGGCGUCCGUCUGAGGCAGCCGAGGCGCGGGCCCCGCGCGGUCCUGCUCCGCGCACGCGCCCCGCGACCUCCCGGAGCUGACAGCGCGAGCGCGCGGCCCCGCGGGAGCAGCACGGAUGUACGACAACAUGUCCACGAUGGUGUAUAUAAAGGAAGACAAGUUGGAGAAGCUGACACAGGAUGAGAUUAUUUCUAAGACAAAGCAAGUGAUUCAGGGGCUGGAGGCUUUGAAGAACGAGCACAAUUCCAUCUUACAGAGUUUGCUGGAGACCCUGAAGUGUUUGAAGAAAGAUGACGAAAGUAAUCUGGUGGAAGAGAAAUCAAACAUGAUCCGAAAGUCUCUGGAGAUGUUGGAGCUUGGCCUGAGUGAGGCACAGGUCAUGAUGGCUCUGUCCAACCACCUGAACGCUGUGGAGUCUGAGAAGCAGAAAUUGCGCGCACAGGUUCGUCGGCUGUGCCAGGAGAAUCAGUGGCUGCGGGACGAGCUGGCCAACACGCAGCAGAAGUUGCAGAAGAGCGAGCAGUCCGUGGCUCAGCUGGAGGAGGAGAAGAAGCACCUGGAGUUCAUGAAUCAGUUAAAGAAAUACGAUGACGACAUCUCCCCAUCCGAGGACAAAGACACUGAUUCCACCAAAGAACCUCUGGAUGACCUUUUCCCAAAUGACGACGACGAUCCUGGGCAAGGAAUCCAGCAGCAGCACAGCAGUGCAGCGGCGGCCGCACAGCAGGGCGGCUACGAGAUCCCGGCACGGCUGCGCACUCUCCACAACCUGGUCAUCCAGUACGCCUCACAGGGGCGCUACGAGGUGGCCGUGCCGCUCUGCAAGCAGGCCCUGGAGGACCUGGAGAAGACGUCCGGCCACGACCACCCGGAUGUGGCCACCAUGCUGAACAUCCUGGCCUUGGUGUACAGAGACCAGAAUAAAUACAAAGAUGCCGCUAAUCUACUGAACGAUGCCUUGGCCAUCCGUGAGAAGACUUUGGGCAAAGAUCAUCCUGCGGUGGCGGCGACUCUGAAUAACCUUGCAGUGCUUUACGGCAAGAGAGGGAAGUACAAAGAGGCCGAACCGCUGUGUAAGAGAGCGCUGGAGAUCCGAGAGAAGGUUUUGGGAAAGGAUCACCCCGACGUUGCCAAGCAGUUAAAUAACUUGGCCUUACUGUGCCAGAAUCAGGGCAAGUACGAGGAAGUAGAAUAUUAUUAUCAAAGAGCCCUGGAGAUCUACCAAACAAAACUGGGGCCUGAUGACCCCAAUGUGGCCAAAACAAAAAAUAACCUGGCAUCCUGCUAUCUGAAGCAAGGAAAAUUCAAGCAGGCAGAAACACUGUACAAAGAGAUUCUCACUCGUGCACACGAAAGGGAGUUUGGCUCUGUAGAUGAUGAAAAUAAACCCAUUUGGAUGCACGCUGAAGAAAGAGAAGAAUGCAAAGGAAAGCAAAAGGACGGGACAUCUUUUGGAGAGUAUGGCGGCUGGUACAAAGCCUGCAAAGUUGAUAGUCCAACUGUUACAACUACUUUGAAAAACCUUGGGGCACUUUACAGACGUCAAGGCAAAUUUGAAGCUGCAGAGACAUUGGAAGAAGCUGCCAUGAGGUCCCGUAAACAGGGUCUUGACAAUGUUCACAAACAGAGAGUAGCCGAAGUGCUGAAUGACCCUGAGAACAUGGAGAAGCGGAGAAGCCGGGAGAGUCUGAACGUGGACGUGGUCAAGUACGAGAGCGGCCCUGACGGAGGGGAGGAAGUGAGUAUGAGCGUAGAGUGGAACGGGGACGGCACGGGAUCUUUAAAGCGCAGUGGCUCCUUUAGCAAACUCCGGGCUUCAAUUAGACGCAGCAGUGAGAAGCUGGUUAGGAAGCUGAAGGGAGGAAGCUCUCGAGAGAGUGACCCAAAGAACCCCGGCAUGAAGCGGGCCAGUUCCCUGAAUGUCCUUAACGUGGGUGGCAAGGCCGCUGAAGACCGUUUCCAAGAACGAAAUCCUUGUCUGGCAGACUCGCGAGCUCUGAGUGCCAGCCACACUGACCUGGCCCACUGAGGGCCGAGGCAGAGCUAGCUAGAACCCCCGAGACUAAAGAAGCACUGAGGCCUGGGGGCUUUGCCAUGCCCCUCCCCACUCAGCAGGGGCCCCCCAGCUCCGGGGUUGCUUCCUUUUCUAGCUAGUGCUGUCGCCGCCUCUUGGAGGUUUGCCCCGAAUUCUGUUAAGCUGUCCAAGAGGGGCCGAAGUGUGAGCGUGAGACCGGCCCGCGGAGGCCCCGGCAGGUGGCUGCAGCUCGUUGGGAAGCGGCCGCUGCUCCCGGGACACUUGUACUCCCUGCCGCUACGCCAGGAUCGGUUGUAAAUGUUCACACUGUAUUAAGGCUGUAAAUUCAGACUCUGGAACCUCGCGCUGCUCCCUUCUACACUGUGCAUCUGAUAGCCUCUGGCGGUGCCCCCAGGGUUCAGAAUGGCGCUCGGGAGCGGGAGAGAUGGGGGCCGCCCUGGUGGGUUUGGGUCUCGGCUGAGCCCCGCUCCCGCAGCGCAGCCGCUCCACGCGCUCUGCCCAACGCGCCGCGGGCUCCCGCGCCCGGCCCAGCGGAGGCCAUGUCCCCCUGCCAGACCCUGAGCAUCAAGCACAUGGGGGCGUGGGUUUAUUUUUCAAAAGGUGUUCUUUGUAGUGUUAAGUAGCACGGGGUAGGUUUUGACGGGACGUGUCCCAGUCCACCCUGCAGCCCUCCCGGGAGGGGCGGCGUGAGGCUGCCUCGUAGGUUCAGAACAUUCUGAGCAGAUGACAGGGUUUGUGACUCCAGAUGGCAGCGGCGGUGAGCAGGGGGACGGGCGGGAGUGGGGAGAUGCAGCCUGCAGGGGGGGGUGGUCUGGGACGUGGUGCUUCCCGGUGACAAGCUGCAGCUUGUGACUUCAGUGUUAUGUGGGGUUACUGCCGGGACACGUGCUUUUGCCUGUCCCCAGGCACCUCCUCCUCCUGAAUCACACUCUGCCUGGGUACGUGUGAGGGGUCUUCCUGGGGGUCCCCCAGUACUACACGUGUCCCUUGGGGGCUGCGGGCUGGGAACUUGUGGAGGGUCCCAUCAUUUAAGACCACAGGAGCGCCUGGCCUUGCUCGUCAGUGUGGUGUGGCCGUGUGCCUGUUCCUGCCCAGAGAUCGGUGCUCUGUUCUGCCUGCAGGUGCCCAUGGGUCUGGCUGGGGGGCUUCCACGGCCGCCCCCCUUUCCACAGCGCCCGACUGUCCGGUGUUGCAGCUUCUGGUGGGCCGGGAGUGCUCUCCAGGGUUGGUUUGCACGUGGGAUGGGUUGUGAGAUGCUCAAGCCAAGAGAACAGCAGUGCCGUGUCCUCGUGUCCCUUCGAGGCUCAGGGGCUGCCGGGGCAUGAUGUGAUCAGUAGGGAGGGCCCUGGGAGCUGUCCUGUCCCCUCUGUCCGAAGGGCUCUUCUCAGGCCAUGAAACUGAUCUGGUGCAUUGGAAGCUUAACCCGUUUCCCUUAGCGACACAUGUGUCUGGAGAACAUGGGGCCGAGAACAGGAUUUAAUGUCCCGCUUGCAGCAGGGGGGGGCGUUUGUUGAACCCUCCCCGCCUGGGAGCCCUCGGCCCUUGGUUCUCUGAGGGCCGACAUUGCCUUGUGGGGCUGUGAGGAAACGUAGCCAGGGUGAGAGAAGCCAGCCGGCCUCC